AUUACCUGAUAAUUUUUUUGGUGUUGUAAAUCUAGAACACGUUUCUCCGCUUUCUUUCCUACAUUUUUCUUCUUCUACGUUGCUUGAGCUUGCUCUCCACUACCAGCCAAACCCGAACCCAAACCCAAACCCAAACCCGACCCCGAAACGAACGUUUCUCUCUCUGCUUCUUUCGCUUCGUUCUCUAGAUUUGCUUAGCUUAGCACGUCGAAUCGAUAAUCGAAUAAGAUUGGUCUUUGAGUAUGCGAUUCUUUAGAAAAAUAGCGGGGCUUCUGGGGUUUGCCAGAGACGAUGGGCACGAAGUGGAAGACCAAGAAAACGACCAUCACAACAAUAACAACAACAAUGAUCAACCACCCAACAACCGUCCCAUUUUCCAUGAAACUGGCCUUCCUCGAAGGGGCUUUGGCGUCCCUGUUCAGGUCGCCGUCGAUCGUCCACAGCCUGGCCCUGUCCUCCUCCCCUGCACUUCCGGUAACGGCGGCGUCCAGGGUCUGAAAUGGUAUGCAAAGCGUCUUAGGAUAGAUGAAGAUGGAGAUGUAGCAGAUGAGUUCCUAGAUGAAGUCUUGCCAGAAAUAUCUGGCGCGGCUAGUGCAGAAAACGAGCAGAAGCCAUUCCCAAAGUUCGAAGUGAAGUACAAUACGAAACCAGCUAAGGUGAAGACCCAGGUUAUGUCCCAUGAUGGGAAAAUCCAGCAGUGUGUGGAGUACCAAGGAAAAUUGCAGUGGGCAUGAUUAGUGGUAUAUUUCUUUGUUUGAUCUGUUGCAAAAGCACGUUACCAAUUCAAUUCCUUUUGAUAGAUUUUUUCUUUUUCAUUGUUCUAACUUCUGUAUUAUUGGUAAUAACCCUGUAUCAGUAUCAUGUACAAAAAGGGUUUCCUUGUCGUGGUUUCCAAGAGGAUUUUGGUUUAGACUGAAAAAAGAGUUGGCUGUUCCUUCAAUGAAGUCAUUCUGUAGAAGUGGUUUGUUGA
Molecule: messenger RNA, 970 nt
Organism: Durio zibethinus
Lineage: Eukaryota; Viridiplantae; Streptophyta; Magnoliopsida; Malvales; Malvaceae
Source: RefSeq, a predicted model, not a curated record